Aureobasidium subglaciale EXF-2481 is the source of this 363-nucleotide messenger RNA. RefSeq lists its product as uncharacterized. Bases 1 to 363 code for a protein of 120 amino acids. The transcript has 2 exons. Gene Ontology annotation, molecular function: protein-disulfide reductase [NAD(P)H] activity. The record is from RefSeq and is a predicted model, not a curated record. Gene Ontology annotation, cellular component: cytosol. Lineage: Eukaryota; Fungi; Ascomycota; Dothideomycetes; Dothideales; Saccotheciaceae.
AUGCCGCUCAUCGAGAAAUCAUACCCCGCCAUCAUGAGCGCAAUCAAGGGCUCAUCACUCCCAAAAACCUCCUUCCUGGUCUUUUACUCAUCAAUCGUCGACGGCAAGAUGUGGUGUCCUGAUUGCGUCGAUGUCGAACCUUCAGUCCGCGAAGCCUUCGACGGUGCUGAGAAGCCCGAAGCCAUGCUCUUUUACGUGGGCAAGAAGGAAGAAUGGCGUACCCCCGAAAAUGUCGCUCGUGUUGACUGGAACGUCCGUGGUAUUCCGACAGUCAUAAAGUUGGAAGAGGGAAAGGAGACUGCUCGUGUGACUGAGACUGAAAUCUUGGACAAGGGCAAGUGGCAGGCUUUUCUCAAGAACUAA